AUGGCAGAAGGCACAGGGUCAAGCAACGAACAAGAGGCAGAGCAAUGGGUGCAAGAGCACCACCACAAACUCCCACUCGAAGAGCUUGAUCCGACUCCGCUCGAGAAUACCAAGGAGCUUGAGAAUGCCGCUGCCGUGGAACUCGACCAGCGGUUUACGUGGAAGAAAAUCGGCACCAUUGCUGCAUGCGGCACAGCGCUCUUCUCCGAUGGUUACGUCAACGGCUCUAUGGGCAACGUGAACACGAUUCUGUCCAAGCUAUACAAGGAUGUAAUGCAGGACAAAUCCUCCACGGUUACUGCGAUCGGAUUUGCCGGUACGGUUGUGGGAAUGCUGUCUUUUGGUUACUAUUCGGACGCUGUCGGCAGGAAGAGCGGUAUGAUCAUUGCUGUCCUUAUCAUCAUUGUGUUUUCUGCGCUGUCAUCCGGUGCGUACUACAAGGGCGAAACUGUUGGCAUGGUGAAUAUGCUGAUUGCAUGGCGCUUCUUUACUGGUGUUGGGGUCGGCGCUGAAUACCCCACUGGCUCGGUCGCCGCUGCCGAACAGUCGGAAGAGCUGCCGAAGAAAAUGCAGCAUACCCCCUUCGUCUUGUCGACCAAUUUCGUACUGUGUCUUGGCUCUGUGGCCGCCUCAUUUGUGCCUCUUGUGCUCACCUGGAUAUGCGGUGAAAACCACAACCGACUGAUUUGGCGUCUCACGCUUGGCCUUGUCAUCGUGCCUUGCCUGCUAGUGCUUCCUUUCCGCCUUGUCAUCAAGCAAUCGUCCUUGUACAAAAAAGGGGCACUUUCCGUGCGCAAGAUUCCGUAUAUACUCGUCAUCAGGUACUACUGGUUCCGCCUACUGUGCAUCUCGGUGGUAUGGUUUAUCUACGACUUUAUCAACAUGCCGUUUGGUCUCUUCUCGUCGAUGAUCACCACCACGAUCCUAGGCAAAAGCGCGGAUACGGCGCCGCAAUGGCAAGCUUUUGGAUGGAGCACACUCAUUGCCGCUUUUGGUCUUCCAGGUGCACUUCUCGGUGCGUUCACAGCCUCUUUUAUCGGUCCCAAACGGAGUUUUAUGAUUGCGUUGGCGCUUCAAAUCAUUAUUGGGUUUAUCAUGUCGGGUCUAUUCAGCAAGCUGAAAGACUCUAUGGCUGCCUUUUGCGUUGUGUACGGCCUGUUCCAAUCAUUUGGACAGCUGGGACCCGGAAGUAACCUGGGGCUUUUGGCCUCCAAGUCCAGCGCCGCCUGUGUCAAGGGCCAGUUCUACGGCGUCGCUGCUGCUAUCGGCAAGAUCGGCGCUUUUGGCGGCACAUACGCAUUCAAGACACUACAGUCGCACUACACAAAAGACGACGAUCGAUGGUACACUGUUCCUUUCUACCUCGCGUCUUCGCUUGCGUGCGUCUCGCUAGUCAUCCUUACGCUAUUCAUCCAGGAACGCAACGCGGACUGCCAGUAUCAGGAAGAGAUCGAUUUCAGAAGGUUUCUUGCGCAGCAUGACUUUGACACGGGCCAAAUGGGACUCCCCGACGACACCAGCAUCAAAACAAUUGGGUCGGGCGACACGUUCAUCGGGCUGGACGAAAAGGAUGCCCAUGAACGUGCAUACCCAUAG
Messenger RNA from Malassezia vespertilionis, 1596 nucleotides. RefSeq lists its product as uncharacterized. Gene Ontology annotation, cellular component: plasma membrane. Gene Ontology annotation, biological process: transmembrane transport; carboxylic acid transport. The transcript has a single exon. Gene Ontology annotation, molecular function: carboxylic acid transmembrane transporter activity. Lineage: Eukaryota; Fungi; Basidiomycota; Malasseziomycetes; Malasseziales; Malasseziaceae. The coding region runs from base 1 to 1596 and encodes 531 amino acids. The record is from RefSeq and is a predicted model, not a curated record.